Molecule: messenger RNA, 4725 nt
Organism: Selaginella moellendorffii
Lineage: Eukaryota; Viridiplantae; Streptophyta; Lycopodiopsida; Selaginellales; Selaginellaceae
Exons: 6
Coding region: 23-2803 (926 amino acids)
Molecular function (GO): protein binding
Source: RefSeq, a predicted model, not a curated record
AAGGAGGGCAUUGACGAUUUCCAUGGAGAUUUUCUCGGCCCCUCAGAUGAGGUUCUCAGUCUUGCUGCAGAGCAGCAGCAACAACAGCACCGCUUUGAAACGGCUUAGGAUUGAAGGGGGCAAUGACCUGGUGAAGCUGCCGCUAUCCAGCUUUCAAGAGCUCUGCUCCUCCAUCUCAACCCUGCCAUGCCCGCUGGAUCGGUUGGUAUUCUGGCACAUAGAUUUGGGUUAUGACAACAAAUUGAUGGACGCAAUAUGCCCAUUAUUCCUUGCGACUGCUGGCAUAGGGCUAUACUCCGCUGGAGAAUUGGGCGAGAAUGCCAUGGAGGCUCUAAGCAAGGCUCUGGCGUCUCCCAAGUGUGUGCUGGAAAGGCUGUGGAUUUCUGACAAAACCAGAUUAGGAAACGAAGGGUUGGAUGGUCUGCUCAAACACCUUAGUCCGGGCAGCAGUGCUAGACUGAGGAGCUUGGAGCUGGUGGACAUAGGGUUUGAUGACAGAGGAGCAGAGGUUCUGGCACGGGCAGCAGCAAGUUCCAAAUUGCAGAGCCUGGAAGAGCUGCACCUACAAUAUGACCAUAUAGGUGACAAGAAUUUCAAGCUUUUAUGUGAGGCUCUUCAAGGGGGCCAUCUCCCUCACCUGAGUGUGUUGCGCCUGGAGCUUAAUGGGAUCGAAGAAGAAGGUGCAACGAGUUUGGGUGGUGCUUUGGAGAGCGGUAGCUGCUCUUUGCACAGAUUGUGCAUCACUUGGAACGACAUCGGUUACAAGGGAGUGGAGUGCCUCAUGAAGGCCCUGCCUAGCAGCAAAAUUCAAGACUUGACAUUAUCAAUAGGGAUGCCAAGGCGGGAGGAUUCUGCAGAGAAAUACUACGCAAUCGCGGGAACAGCACUGGUUGAAAAUCCACAAUACAAGCUGACACGCUUAAGUUUAGGUUUUACAUACAGACUCGAGGCUACAAACAUUCCGCAAGUAUUUAUUGAUGGUCUGAGCGAGACGCGCACACUUCAAGAGCUAGUUAUAGAGGACAGACUGACGCCAGAUGCUCAAGCGAGGCUUGGGGCCCAUCUGAGACACUCAAGCUUGGUACGACUGGACUGUAGAACAUUUGAGCAUGAAGAUCUAUUCCAGGGAAUGCUGGCAAGCAAGAUACACAAGCUCAACAUAUGGGUGACGCCACAGAAUCUGGAUAUGGUCUGUGACUUGAUUCUUGGAAACCCAGAUUGCAAUCUUCAAAGCCUGGAAGUCGGGGGAACCUUGGACAUGUGGAUGCAGAAGCAGAUGCUGGAAGCACUAGAUAGGAAUUACCAAAGCCAUCUGGAAGAACUCUACGUGACAAAGGGAUCAGAAGCCCUGGACGCAAAAUGCAGUGAACUGUUGAAGCGGAAUUCCAUAUUUCGAGCUGCUAGAGCCUCAGACAAGGAGGCUUAUAUGGCAAAACUGUUCUUGUGUGGUCCAACUCAGGCUGGGAAGACCACCAUCAAAACAAACAUCAGUCGCAAAAAAUAUUUGCCACUCCCAGCUUGCCUCCAACGACACCCUUCAACAUCUGGAAUUGAGUUGCAACCCCUCUCCUUCACCUUCAACAACACUGAACAGAAGCUGCUGAUUUGUGAUAUGGCUGGCCAGUAUGAGUUUCAUGCAUUCCACCACUCUUUCCUGAGGGGGUUCGACAAGAGCAUGUUCUUGGUAGUAUUGAGAGUGGACAACAGUGUCAACCGCAAAAACUUCACUACUGUGCUGGUGUAUUGGUUGAGGUUUAUUCCUUCCCACAAGCCGUCAUCAUCCAAACGGAAGCCUAAAGUGUUUAUUGCACUCAACCUCUUCAGUGAAAAAGUCACCUUUGAUACACUUGUGGAUGAGGUGGUUUGCAUAAUUGGGCAGUACUGGGGGAUUUUGGACAUUGAUGAAAACAUCUUGAAGGUGAAAGCAAUAAAGGCAAGGACUUUACAGGUUUUGAAAAGCAAAUUAAGAAAGUCUUUACAAAUAUUACUUUCACAACAACUCAGAGUCCCUGGCUUGUGUGAAGAUGCCAAAGAAAUGUGCAUACAACUGAAGAAGAAUAAAAUGCAGAUUGUGGAAGUGCAAGAUAUUGGCAAACAACUGCUGGUGAAAUAUCAAAAACAGAUCAAAACAAGUUUGGAUGAGGCUCAGAAGCAGAACAUGAUCAAAUUCGUGUUCUUGUUCCUGCAUGACUUGGGAGAGGUGGUUUAUUUUGAUUCCAUUUCAAAGUAUGCCAUCUUAGAUGUGGAGUGGUUUAUUCGAGAUGUGAUCAGCCUGUUUAUUGAUCCCCAGAAGAUAAAUAUCUCAUCAAACAGCCAACAACAGAUGGUACAAGACAUACAUGCAGUUGCAGAUAAACUAUUCAAACAUUGUCAAGGAGAACAAGCCAAAGUCGAAUAUAUUUUUCAGUGCCUGUAUGAGAUGGGUGUGCUGAUACCCAUAGACGAUGGCUGGACUGGGACAUGGAAACCUCUACCUAAAGAAGUUGCUUUACCAGCACUUUCAGGCAUCCAGCUGUCAUACGCCCCAUUUGACAGAAAACAAGGGGAGAAGUACAAGUACUGGGGCAGGAGAUUGGAAUGCAAGGAUGUCACGUUUAAACUCUUUCCAUCAGGUAUCUUUGCAAUGAUUCAAGCCAAACUUCAUAAAGAAUGUAAGAAUCCAAGUUUUGAUGUUGGAAGUGGCUGGGUAUCGUUCAAUGAAGAUAGGCUUGGGGUAUAUGUGAGGAUAGGAGGUGAUACAGAUUCAUGGACAGACAGACAAUGGGUGGAAUCAUGCUUUUGGCACCUCAGGAUGGUAGUAUGAAGGCUGAGGAGCUGAUGAUGAAGAUCAAGAAUUGUGUUUUAGAUGUUUGCUUUGGUGAGCUGGAAAUUGGUGAAGAGAAAGUUUUGAAGACUAGAUAUGUUGAGAGGAGAAUGCACCAACCACAUAGUGAACCAGAAAUUCAAAGAAUUCAACACUUGAACUCACCUGAAGUGGCUGUCCCGCUUUCACAAAUUCAAAAAGAAGCAGAGGAGAAAGGCCUGAAUUACUCCCACACUUGGACCCGCAAUGAAGAUGAUGAGCUGAGUAAGCUUCUGCUACCAAGUGAGCAGAGAGAACACAUCCAGAAGAGAGCUAUUGAUCUCAUUAAAGUCUGUCAGGAUUAUGAAAGGUUUGUGAAGGUGGUGUACGACACUCCCCCGCUGGAUAAUCACAUUCUAGAAGUACCAAGGGACAUUGAGAAUGAGGAUUUAAAAAAAGUGCUCAUUUACAUCCAACAGCGAUUGGACCGCAUGGAAACAAGCUUGGAGUCUAUCAAAGCAACACUGGAUAAGAUAGAGAACAUGGGAAGACAAGUGUUGGCACACAGCUCCAAAAUGUUGCACUCCCUCAGAGUAGAAUGUCCACGCUAUCCAUAUCUGGUAAGUGAGGAUAACAAGUUCAUGAAGUACGUAGAGUUACGCCAUAAGGUGAGAGUCCGGUACCAUUGCGAGUAUGCUGAGGGGAGUCACCCAGUAAACAACACAGAAGGUAUGACAGUGAAGGUGCCAAAAGACUGGCUGAAAAACUGGGCUCCGAUGCUCAUCCCUGGACUCAUAGUGCUCUUCAUGGGGAUCAACGUUGCAGCAAAACUAUUGCAUGUGGAUUCAUUUGUCAACGGUCUUGUAGAUGUUCCCACACAAGAGAUGCUGAACUUUCUCAGGAGUAACAUGGGUAGGGAGACUUUGGAUAUAGAAACCUGGAAGAAGCUGAACCCGACAAAAGGAGAUAUUGAACAAGUGUUUGAAGUGGUGCGGCAGCAAUGCAAUGCAAGAGAUAACCUGGAGAUAGAGAGUAUGAUGCGCAAGUACUGUGGUCUGCAAUGGCAUACAGGUGCAGGUGCAUGGCUUUGCCAGAGCCACUAUUUAGAACUCAAUUCAACCUACACGUGUAGUUUCAACUGAGCUCUAAACAGGAGACGCAACCCGGGCCCAACGUUUUGCACAAAGCUAAAUUUGUUUGUCUUCCGGAUGCAAGAGGCGUGAAAGCCCCGACAGAGUAACAUUCUGGACGGAGUUAUCUACCAGGCACAACUACUGUCGUAACAACGUCGUUUGCACAGCAGAGUGGAAGUUUGAACAGUUUGUUCCUUUAAUUUGGCUUCUCAUUGGCUUUCUCUGAAGUUUCUGCCAAGGUGGAGAAGAUCAGCUACGAUGACGAAAGCAAAAAAGCCGCCAGGAGUUUAGGACGAGACUUCGUUGAUAUAAAACAGGUCGUUAAGGUUCAGAUUGAGAUUCCUUUAGAAGCUUCCUCCUGCCCCUGCGUGACAUCCAAUGCCUCCGCCAACUGGUGGUUUUCCUGAGCAACACCCAAAUCCCAAUGCACAAGUCCAACCGUCUUGAGCAAUACGAAGCCCCUCAAAAGCAGGCUGCGACUGACCAGGCCCCAAAACGGUGUUCUACGCGUUGAAAGCUCGAAAACUUUCAGGACGUAGACUCGAGGGACUCGUGAUCUGACAUUUCUGUUUCCUCUGGAUCGUGAGCUCCUGGAACUGCUGGCAAGAUGUUAAGUACUGUCGAGUUGUCAACAUGUCCCUUGUACCCAACAUCCCGCAUUCUUGGCCUGCGCAUGCUGGUGGUGCUGCUAGUGUGAGACAUGGUGUAGCAGAAGUUAGAGACAAUAACAAACGAGGAUGGUAAACUACUUUCUCCAGGCGGUGGUAAAUUUGCACGAUAUGUGAGUUUAAGUUGUUCUUUUGGAGUGCC